CUUUGGCUAUCCUGCUAGCUGUCCUAUUAGCUGACUGCCCUGAACUUGGGUGCUCUGAGCCAGGAGCGCCGGGGGAGUGUCAUUGUUUACUCCUGUAGUACAGGUGCUUUGGACUGCCAUUGCUCCGAGCUCCCACUCCAGACAGCCGCAUCCUCCUGCUCAUGCCAGAGGACACGGAGUACGCUGCAGCCAUGGGACAGCAUCUCACCAGCAGGAACACUGGAGAGGGCCGGGCUGUGUCACUGCCUGACUGAAGGAGGCCGGCAACAGGGCUGCAGAACUGGAGGCUGGCAACAAAGAGACUGGCAGAGGAACUGGUGGAGCCAGUGAUGCCAGGAAACCAGAAGUCUGAUGCUGAAUAGAAACUGGGUCCAUGUCUGGUCAGUUCAUACUGUUAGGGUUUGUCAAGCUGGAGAACCAGGAAAGCAGCACAACUGACAACUGACAAAGUAACAAGGGAAGCACACAGACUAUAUACACUCAGGCUUUUUGCCUGCAUUGGAUAGGAACAGCUGAAAAAAGACAGGAACAGAGAGAGAGAGGAUGACAUUCAGCAAAGGGGCCAGGCUGGAAUCGAACCUGGAACUCUGUGGUAAGGACACAGCCUUAGUACAAGGAACAUAUGCUCUACCAGGAGGUGAUCACAGUUCCUGUCUUUAUCUGGAUUCCUGUCAGCUUGCCUGCCUGCCUGCCUGCCUGCCUCGCUAGCCACUCCACCUUGCCUGUCUCCAACAACUCCACCACAGAGCCAGACCCUUUGCAUGCAACCUGCUCCAUGAUCUUGGUUCCACUGACGGUCAGUCUCCACACCCCACCACCAACUCCACCUCACGGCCAGCCCAGGUCUACACGGUAUCACCUACUCCUCACCUCCCGGACCAGUCUGCCGGUCCAGAUCCACAUAGCGUCUAAACUGAGUCAGACGGGUGACCGCUGCUUCAGUUUCCACGCUGGAACCGUCGCUACUUCCCCGGAGUUAUCAACAGCAGACGGUGAACCCCACGAUUGUGUGGCAGUGAUAACAGAGACUUGCUCCCCCAGACCAGAUCUGCAGGAAACACCAUUGAUCAAUCCAGAGCUGGAGCUGUUUGUUGACAGUUCAGCAACACAAGAUCCAGCAACUGGUAAAAAUCUUGCAGGGUUUGCAGUAACAACAUUGCAUAAAACAAUUUUGGCUAAACCACUCCCAUCAAACUACUCAGCACAGGUCUGUUGCAUCCAGUUAUAAUGAUAUAACAACUGCUAAUGAUGGGCUAUUGAAUUGAAGUUUGCUUGAUAAGCUAAUGAUAAGUACAUGUGGGGUUUUUCUUCUUCUGACAUUUGAGGUUUUCCCCACUUAUUGUUUGAUUUUUCCUUUCCUAACUUUAAUGUUUGUUCUUAAUUAUUUUGAUUACCAUUUUUUAAAAUGAUUUUUAAGCUAAAAAUGGAGGAAUUGUAAUGGAAAGAACAAACGGACUGCAUGAUUGUAUAACAUACACAGGACUCUCUGAUAUAACAUAUAUACAUAUAACAUUUUGUGGGCCUGGUACAUUUUGCGUACCAGGCACAUAAUUGUUUGGCAUCAAUACUUGAUCUGUGUAUGAUUGUUUGGACUGCGUGAUGAGAACAGUUCAUUGAUAAUAAUGAUAUGGAACUAUAAAACAUGCUAUUGACUUCAGACUUCAGGGACUCUUCUCCCCAGGCUGAGGGGCCUGACCCUGAAGACUGGAUAAAUAACUGAUGAGAUUGUAUAUGAAACAGAUUGUAUAUGAAACACAAUCUACACACACACAAUCCACACACUACAUACAAUUUCAACCCAUCUGCCACCGCAACCUGGCAACCCACAACACUUCCAGACAAUCCAACUAACUUAACUCAGCUAACUUAAUGUUAUUGUCAAAAUGUCAGGGUAGGACAGCAUUCCACCUAAAAAUUCUAAAUACACCUGCAAAUUUAAGCAGAGGUGGACUGCAAAGUUUUAACUAACCAACUGCACCGGAAAAGAACUCCUGUAUUUUGAAACCUAAAUGUUGGCAGAUAUGGUCUCCUCUUACUCCUUGACUACAACUGUAAAUUUGAUGAAAAUACAACAUUUAUGAUACAAUUUAUAAAGA
Molecule: messenger RNA, 2096 nt
Organism: Siniperca chuatsi (mandarin fish)
Lineage: Eukaryota; Metazoa; Chordata; Actinopteri; Centrarchiformes; Sinipercidae
Exons: 6
Coding region: 623-1228 (201 amino acids)
Molecular function (GO): nucleic acid binding
Source: RefSeq, a predicted model, not a curated record